Mesorhabditis belari is the source of this 2112-nucleotide messenger RNA. NCBI's taxonomy places the organism in Eukaryota, Metazoa, Nematoda, Chromadorea, Rhabditida, Rhabditidae. The record is from the annotation of a GenBank genome assembly.
AUGAUUUUCUGGUCAUUGAUAUUUUCUCUAUUUAUCGGAAAGUCUUUAUCUUUAUGGAAACCAUUUGUUGAUUCAUUAGUGAAAGAACUGAAUUUGGCUGCUAAUCCAUGCAAUAAUCUACAAAAUUUCAUUUGUGAUGCCAACUUUCCCAUUGGAAAUCUUUCUUUUUAUGAAAGACUUGGUUUUAUAAAACCUGGCCCACUCGGACCACAAUGCGACAUGGAAACGAAUAUUGUUAAAAUAUUGAGAAGAAUAGCUUCAAAAUUUGAUACAAAUGAUUUAAAGAAAGAAUCGAGUGAACGAAUGGAGUUUGAAUUUGAGAAAGUUAGAUGGGAUUGCGAGAGAAAUUUGACUUGUUAUGAGGAAAAAUUUCGCUUUUACACUGCUCUUUUUCACCAUGCAGAUGCGAUGAAAACUUUUCAAUUACCUGAGAACAAAAACGUUUAUACGAUGAGAGACGCAGUGCAUCAAGUGCUCAAGGUCAUCGAUGAGAAAAGUUUUGACGAUUUUGAGGCAUUGAAAUGGUUACAUGCUUUGGCAAGUCGUCGUUGCUCUGCCUAUUACACGUGGAAAGCAAAUCGAACACCGUAUCGAAUGGCUGAAUUCUAUAAACAAUUGAUUCGAGUGCACAAUGCGGUUUUUCAAGCAACGAAAGGACUAAUAGAGAGCGAUUCAAUCUCCAAUGAAACCAAGUGGAGAAUUGAUCUCGAUCGUGUCUCCUUCUUCACUCCUUACGAUAUUUACUACAAUACACCCGAGUUCAUCAAUUCAAUCUAUAAUCUUUAUGAAAUUGAUCAAUUAAGAGAGAAAGCUUCAAAAUCCACAUCAAUGUUCGAUAUGAAACUACAAUUGUUGAACACGUCGAGGAAUGCUCAUGUGAAGAUGGCGACUCUCGGAGUGGAUCGGCCACUUGAAAUUAUGAGCUUUGUAACUAAACCGACAAACCGAAAUUCGACAAUGGAAAAACUUAGUGCUUUCAUUGAACACAACUUGUCGUCUCCAUUAAAGUUUGCUACCGUCGGCUUCCUUGUGGCCAACGAAAUUCUCGAUCAAAUUUGGCCUAAUAAUGAUAAGAAUGAGAAUUCGAUAACAAUUGAAUCAGGGAACUGUACUGAAAAGCUUAAUCAGAAUACUGCCGCCUUAGUGAUCGCUUGGAAUGCUUUACUACAACAAAAAUCUUUAUUAUAUUUACAAAGUCCAAUUCCAACAAAAGUGCGCGUUUUCUCUCGAGGACAACUCUUUUUUGUUGCCGCUGGUGUUCAUUUUUGUUCUGAUUUAAAAGAUUUGCCUCAAAAAUUAUUUCAAAAAUUUGAUCAAAUCUUUUAUUGUUCAAAUGGAGAAAGUAAUGAGACUUGUAGCUUCGAUUUUAUUGGUAUUUCAAAGAUGAAAGAUACGAAAAUUGGAGAUAAAAGUACUGAAGAAUCUGGAGAAUCUGUGGAAACAUUGAUUGAGUCAAAAGAGAUUACGACCACUGCUUCACCAAAUACCCAGAAAUUCACAGCAUUUUUCUCGAGAACCACAAAAAAACCCAAAGUGAUCACUACAAAUACUUUCAAGAAACAAAUUACGGUAGCCAAGUCAGCAAAUACAACUUUAUUUAAAAGUGUUGAUCUAAAAAAAACCUCAUCUCCUCUAUCAAUACCUCUUGGAAGAUUGGCUGACAACUUGACUCAUCCCAUCAUCUUAAACCUGAACAUAACCAUUAUCUCAAAUACAGGAAAGAAACAAGAUGAGAAUUCAAUUAUUUCUAUUAUUGAUAACUUUUGUUGGAUUCAUUGCAGCUCACCGACAAAGGCACUCAAAAAGAUCGGCCACAAUUACUUACAAAACAAAAGAGUUUGUGUAAUGGAACGAUUGACUGGUGUAAAGCACACUUUCUGUCCGACGAGUCGUCCUAAUGACCCCAUUGAUUGGCCGUGUAUUCGAGUUGAUGAUCUCUGCAAUGGAACUCCGCAAUGUCCGGGAGGAGAAGAUGAGGAUCCUGAUCUCUGCAUGUUCUUUCAAGCGCAAAACGUCGCUUUUCAACAGAUGAAGCGAAAAGUGGUCACUAUGUUGAAGCCAUAUAUGGAAACAAAGACAAAAACAAAAAGUGAUCAAGAAUUUAUCAAAAUC